UCCCACAUUUUCUCUCUGUUUUCUCAUCGUUUCAGUCGUUUUCUCAGCUAUUUCUUUCACAGACGCGUCUCUACUUCUUCCAGUUCCGUUUCUCUAACCAAAUAUACAUCCAUACCAAUUUCCCAUAUUCGCUUCGCCGCGCUUCGCCGACCAAAUUUCCGUGCCCAGGGAAGAAAAGUUUUUCCGCCGAUUUUGACGUUUUAUUUGAUAGCAUUUUUGGUUGACCAACUCCGCCUGUAUGUCGGCGCGUCUUUUUCUUGCUUGAUUCAUAAUCAAGACCGGGAAGUGAUUUGGAGCUCUCUUGGUAGAUUCAUGAUCGUUGCAAAUGAAGUGGGUUCGAUGAGAAUUCUUGCAUGCGAUAAAGGAUUUGAAUUAUGGGUACGCAUCGAAAGCCAGAAUCGUUGUCAUGAUGAAGAGAAUUGAGUGAAAAAGGAAGGAGGGAGGUUUCAAGACUCACAAUUGCUCCAAAUUUUGAAUCUGAUUUUUCUUGUUGCCGUGGCAGUACGACAAAGGAAGAAAUGAUUUCUACUUUCAUUUUCUAAAAGACACUUGAGUUUUAGUGAGUGUUUAUUCAAACUAGUGAAAGACUGUCAACAGAAAUGGAAUCUAGAGAGCAAAUGCCAAGCGUUAUUGCAAGAUUGAUGGGUCUUGAUGAACUCCCGCCUCAGCAGCCUGUCCAAAAACAACAAAGAGUGCUUUCUGAUUACUAUUUACAGAGAGUUGCAUCUAUAGGUGUCCGGGAGAAGCGUUCAUCCAAUGAGCGUGCUUCAUUUAGGAUGAGCAUUGAAGAGCAGAAGGAAUUAAGUUACAUAUUUAGAGUAUUGGAUAAAUUAAAUGGAUAUAAGCACCAUAACCUUUCAGUUGAAGAUGGGAAACUAAGCUCAAGUUCAUCAGAAGAAAAAGUGGCAUUCAUAAGGCAUAAUUUUUUAGAUUCAAAAUGCAUUUCAGGGGAUAGGAAGCACCAAAACCAGAAGGAACUUCAAGAUGCAAUGGACAUUACAGAUUCUAAGAAGGAUCUUUUUCCAAAAUAUUUCCAAGAACCAGAUUCUUUGUUUACCAAGCACUCACAAUAUUGGAAAGGUGUCCCUCCUGACCCACAGUCUGGGCAUGGUACAGUCUCGAAGUCAUCAUGUACUUCUUACAGUAGAAAUACUGACAAACGUAGGAAUUUAGGGAGGACAACUGUACAUGGAAAUGUUAAAUUACUGCAGAAACCUGAGAAUGGCCUUGUUGGAAAUUCCUAUAGAGAAUUUGGUCUUGAUAAUAUAUGCGAGUUUUCAAGAUCUCGAUUGGAGUCGAACAGUGAGCAUCCCCGCAAAAAAAUUGUUAUUUUGGAACCAAACCAUGACAAGGCUGAGAAUGAUGCACGUUGUUUCUCUUCAUCUAGUUCUUAUAAAGGCUCUUUUUUGAGUGAUAGGAAGUUAAAAGAUGUUCCUGCUCCUGAAAAUAGGAAAUUACACAUUGAAGUGAAAGAGAGGAAGAAUUUGGCCUAUGACAUUGAACCUACUAGGCAAUGGCCUGGAGUGUCCAGUGAAAUUUCAAGAGAAGUUACCAAUCGAACAAGGCAUGGCACAAUCAGGAUUCCAAAAAAGUUAUCGAGGUCAGGGUUGAGGGUUGAUGGCACCUUUGUUAAACAGUCUCAGAUGAUGGUGCCUUCAAACUUUUAUUAUUUAAAGAAUCAAUGCAAGUUCUUUUCUUUUUCACAUGGGUCAUAUGUCACCAGGGAAGCCAAAAAACAAAUCUCUGAACAAGGGAAGAUGAACUACAAGUUUCAAAAAGAUGGAUUCGCUGGUCAAGCCAGUACUCUGGGUGAAUUGCUUGCUAUGCCUGAUGAUGAAAAUGGGACAAAAAAUGUCAAUUACAAACCUAAUAAGUAUGGCCUGAGCAAUCAAACUGGUCCAAAUGAUGGACAUGUGAACUCGGGCAAUCAUUUAGGCAUCAGCAAGGAUGAUUUGAAGAACGGCUCUGUCAGAAACUUACCAAGGUCCAGUUCUCUUCCUGCAUUCUCCUCUGCCACUGGGAGUACUAGAAUCGGGACCAGAUAUGAAGGUCUUCAAAGUGACCUGUAUUUGAGUCUGGAAGAGUCUGUUAAUCGUGGACAGCACAGGUCAAGAAACCAAAAUUUGAACCAGAAAUAUGGUUUAGAAUAUAGAAACUUAUUCAGCUAUAAGAAAUCAUAUUCUUUUUCCUGCUUGGAUUUGGAAAGUAAUCAUACUGUAGAAGAGAUGUGUGUGGUUCUAGAUGAGGUGAAGAACAAAUUUGAGAAGGGUCUGUCUAAUCAGGAUUUUGUGGGUCCUCAGUCAUCGAGUUCUAGUUCUUCUUUCUCUGGUCAAGAAACUAAUCACAUUGUACAAGAUACAAGGGUGGUGGAAGCUAAGCUGAAGAACAAGCUUGAGAACAUGUCUGAACAGAACGCCCUUCUUCCUAAGCCAUCAGUUUUUUGUGUUGCCUCGGUGAGCAUGGCAACUGAUGUGACUGAUGCAGAGAGUAACGUUGUGGGCAGGCCUUCUGGAAAUGCCAAGGAAGAGCAGUUUGAACCAGCUCCCUGCAUCAUAGAGACAAAUUCUGAUUCUAGUCAUGCCUCGGAUACUUUGAUUCAGCAGGAAACAUCAGUUGGAUUCUGUGAAGAAGGUUCUGUUUUCUCACAGUGCUCUCACACAGGGCAAGAAUCCAUAUCAAGCUUGGAAGAGGCUUAUCAUCCUAGUCCAGUUUCAGUUCUGGAACCACAUUUCAAAGAAGAUUCUGAGUUCUUAGAGAGUGUCAGCAGUGACAUCUGUGAUUUCUCAGAAACACACUCAGAAGGACAUGAAAUUAUUGUGUCAAGCGAUGAAGAUUCCGGGGAAGGAUCUGUAGACGACCCUGAAGAAAACAAAGAUUUAAUGAGAUUGUUUAGAGUUGAAGAGGGUAGGGAUUUCUCCUACCUUAUUGAUGUCAUAACUGAAGCAGGUUUUCAUGGCCGGAUCCUCGAAAUGAACUUCGGUACCUGGCACUCUCCAGAAUGCCCAAUAAGCCUUUCAAUUUUCGAGACCCUGGAAAAAAAGUGUGGUGAGCAUGCUUCCUGGAAGAGAUCGGAAAGGCGGCUUCUCUUUGACAGAAUAAAUUCAGGGCUGAUAGAGAUGCUCCAGCCAUACAUGGGUAUUCCCAAAUGGGCAAAGCCUGCAUCAAAAAUAUUUAACCCCAGGCUGAGUCAGGAUAUGAUUGAGGAAGAGUUGUGGAGGUUGCUGGUCAGCCAAGAACAGGAAAUGAGCAAGGACCCAACAAUGAAAGUGCUGGAAAAGGAGUUGGGAUCUUUAGAUUUAGGAGAAGAUAUCGAUUUUAUAGGUAGAGAAAUAGAAAGAUUAUUGAUUGAUGAGCUUGCAGCAGAGGUUGUUAGCAUGGACACUUUUUGAACACUAGUGUUGUGUUUUUGGCGGAUAUCUAUAUUGUAUGAGAAAUUGAGAACCAUUCUUGAAAACAUAUUUCUGUAUAUAACAAUCGUUUUGG
This is a messenger RNA of Corylus avellana, 3483 nucleotides long. RefSeq lists its product as uncharacterized. The record is from RefSeq and is a predicted model, not a curated record. Lineage: Eukaryota; Viridiplantae; Streptophyta; Magnoliopsida; Fagales; Betulaceae.